Molecule: messenger RNA, 1068 nt
Organism: Fusarium graminearum PH-1
Lineage: Eukaryota; Fungi; Ascomycota; Sordariomycetes; Hypocreales; Nectriaceae
Exons: 4
Coding region: 1-1068 (355 amino acids)
Source: RefSeq, a predicted model, not a curated record
AUGGCGUCCGCACCAGUACCGGUAUUCUUCGAGCUGAGCUGGUCUAUACUGUCAACAAUAUGCAUGGGAAAUGUUCUCCUCGGAUGUCUAGUAUGCGGUAUCACCAACUGGACGCUGCUGGCCGCCGUGCCUAUGUUUUCAUCGGCGGCCGGAGCUAUCGCGAACGGGUUGUGUUAUGUGGUGUAUUAUCAGAAACACCCCCCGAUGGUGACCGCAAUAGCUUCAGUGUUUGCAGAUAUCUUCUGGCUGCUGCAAGAAGCCGGUCUUUUGUUUUACAGUUAUAUUAUUCUAAAGCGAGUUCUUCGUGGCUUGAGAUGGAGAGUCUUUGCUUCUCUUUUCUGGUCCGGUAUCGCGGGUAUCGUCAUGGUUCGAAUCGUCAUCAUCACCUUCCGAGUCCGCUCUAUCCUUGCCGAAAACAACGACUUGCUCAUGACCAUCAACCACAUCCACAUCGGCUACUUUGGCCUUAUCGCCCUACUCGAAUGCCUCAGCGCAUAUUUCCUUAUGGUCCUCUUCACUUCAGCAAAGGCUUCAUCAGCCGAGAUUGCACGCAGCGGUGGUCUUUUCCAAUAUUUGGCUAGGAGUACAGAAAUGAGAGUCGCACUUCUGGCCCUACAGGGUGUGCUCCGAGCUGUUACACAUUCAUUCAAGACUGCUGGUCAGACUGCUGAGAAUAUCGCCACUCAGCUCGAUCGCUUUUUCUACGCCGUUUUUUGCCUGUAUUCCAUGGUCCUGUACAUUGAUCUUCUUUCUUCCAAGCUCAAGUUCAGCGCCGGCAGCCAAGACUACCCGUCAUCCCGAGAUCGUUAUCACCAGAACAGCCGCCAUCAAAGCCACUUCCCUUCAUCACAGAGGGAUGAGUUCGGUCAGACCAAAUCCAGACAUACCGUCGUUAUCAACGGGGGAAAGAACAAGACGAGAAGUGAUUCUACCGAUCAGAUUAUAGAGUGCAAUUCAUCAACAGGCGAUGCCUCUAUUAAGCUUGAUGACAUGGAUAUGAAGGGUAUUGUGACAACAAAACGCAUAUCAAUUACUUCUAUCAAUCAAGAUCAAGCAACGCACGUUUGA